This is a messenger RNA of Metarhizium acridum CQMa 102, 2181 nucleotides long. RefSeq lists its product as uncharacterized. The record is from RefSeq and is a predicted model, not a curated record. Gene Ontology annotation, biological process: mRNA processing. Gene Ontology annotation, molecular function: mRNA binding. NCBI's taxonomy places the organism in Eukaryota, Fungi, Ascomycota, Sordariomycetes, Hypocreales, Clavicipitaceae. Gene Ontology annotation, cellular component: exon-exon junction complex.
AUGCCUGCACCACGACGCAGAAAGAUCGGCCACAGGCGCCGCGUCGAAGAUGAGGGCGAUGAUGACGGCCGUCCUGAUGCGCUGGAUCUCGACGACGACUCCUUGACCGAAGGAUCCCUCACUGAUGACGAUGACGCUGGCCAAGAUAGCGACACCAGCAACAUCGAUGAAGCUUCGCCGACCUGUCCCAAAGCCUCCGAGGCCACCAAUGGCCCCUCAGCAAAACCUGCUCGUGCCAACAUGGCGGCUGCGGCAAAUGGCAAUGCGAAGCAAGCAUCCGACACUGACAUGAUGCUGCAUGGCUUAUCCAUCGCCGAUCAGCCCGCACCCCCUCAGGAGAUGCAGUUCGAUGAGGUCGUCGUGUCGCCGCCCAAGUCCCCUUCUGCUCCUGUUGUUGUUAGCUCGGCCUCUGCUAUGCGGCAGCAGCCCGAUACCCACGCUGAGCGGCGACGACAAGAGCAUGAGGACUACAAACGCCGGAGAGACCAAGAUCCCGCCUUUGUGCCCAAUAGGGGCUCGUUCUUCAUGCACGACCAUCGACACGCUGGACCUGCCGCGAAUGGAUUCAGGCCCUUUGGCAGAGGGAGAGGAAGGGGCGGUCGCUAUGGUGUUGGUGGCCCCUUUGCCCCUUUCAACAGCCACAUGCAGCACCCCUCGGAUCCAACGACGAAUGCCCAAUGGACCCACGACAUGCACGAUACUGUCGCCGAUCCUGUUCCCCGUCGACCUCGACAGAUGCCAGAUGAUGAAGGGCCACCUAACGGGAAUGGCUUUGUUCCCACGUGUGAGCGGAGUGCUACUCCCAUCAACCGUACUCUGUCCACCGAGAAACACAUCGGCAACGCUCAAGUUCGCGUCAUGUUGCCGGGCAUGGUGGAGCCUGCCGUCUUUCCCGGUAUGCCUGUAAAGCAGUACACCAAGUUGCCCGAUCACCGUCCCCCUCUUCGACGAGACAAGCCCGUCCGAAUCUCCUUGCCCGGUCAUCCUCCGCGAUACAUCCUGCCUGCCUCUGACCGAUCCUUCAUCUUCAUCCCCCGAGCUCAGCGACCUAACCAGCAGCGUAUGCGUGGUAAGCCUAGGCCUACAUGGAGCUCCAUGGGAGGGUUUUCAAGGCGGACUAGUGUAUUUGGAGGUAGCUACUACGGAAGUGCCUAUUCGCCCAGCAUUGCUCUUAGUCGCCGCUCAUCUGUCGCUCACGAGCGCGACUAUAUGUUUUCACCAACAGGAUCCAUCAUUUCGAGGCCACCGAUGCCCGCGGAUAACGUCCGGCCAGUCGUCCGACUUCCACCAAGCGCUGUACCCCAACCUCCUAUGCCUGUGCAAGUACCAGCGCCAGGGCCCGUCCAUGUCGCUGCACCGGCUCUGGGGCAAGAACCUGUUCUCCUGCCUGUGCCUCAGACGUCAGAGCAGCCAGCUGCUGCGGCUGAGUCGUCGAUCAGUGAGCUUGCACCACCUCAGACCCAUCCGCUGCCUCAGAAACCGACGGUACAGGAGAACCGGCCAAACUCGAUCCCUAUGCAUCAACCACGGCCACAAAAGAACAUUUCCGUGGCAGAUAUCGAGUCUCCUACAAUGACACAGGGAGUUGGCUCUCAAGCCUUCCAGGGGGCUUUCCAUCAGCAGGUUCCCGUGCAGGUAGCCAAUGGCUAUGGGCAGGAGGCACAUGCACGACGACCGUCAUAUCCGUCCCAGCAGUCAACUGGAACGCCUCUCUCUCACAUUCCGGAGAGAGCUAUCCAUGCUGCGCCGUUCCAACCCAACACGUACGGCCAGCCACAAUACUAUGGCCAGCAAGUAUACCAAACUCAGCAACAGCAGGGAUAUUACUAUGCUCCUGGGUACUCUGGGCCUAAUAUGGCACCAACUGCGCCAGCACCUGGAUUUGUCCCUGCCACCCAGCCCGGGAGCGUACCCGGGGGCUUCUCCCCUCAGGGCCAACCUGACCAAGGAUCGGCUUCAUAUGGCCACGGGCCAAAUCCUUCGAUCAGUUCGAACACAGUGGCUCAAGAAAUGAAUGGGAUGGUUUACUAUUACAAUGCUAACCAAAUUGCGUACCCUACGUACUCGGCGCCUCAAGGAUACCAGCCUAGUGUCAUGGGCAUGGGAGGAAUGGUGACGCCGAGCCCCGAUGGAUUUUAUUACCCUCAGCAUGCAUCUGGAAUGGUUUACUACCCACAGUAG